AUGGCGGACAUAUACGCGAAUGCCCUGCUCAACAUCAUUGCUGCCAGCGGCAAAGACUCUCACGCCGGUUUGCCUGAAAGAGAUUACAAUAAGAACAUCGACAUACGAGGAAGGAAUAUCCCUCUUGUCUACGUUGAGCCAUACAUCAAGCCGAUUUUCAAACUUUACCUCGGACACGACAUGGUCCUCUAG
Colletotrichum gloeosporioides is the source of this 192-nucleotide messenger RNA. RefSeq lists its product as uncharacterized. The transcript is spliced from 2 exons. Bases 1 to 192 code for a protein of 63 amino acids. Lineage: Eukaryota; Fungi; Ascomycota; Sordariomycetes; Glomerellales; Glomerellaceae. The record is from RefSeq and is a predicted model, not a curated record.